CGCCAACAAAAUAUUUCCUGCACAGUAACCACACAAUACGCGAAGACUGCAAGCAGAACAAUGGAAGCUAAAACCCUCAGCUUCCUCUGCCUGUACCUGCUGUGGAUCUCCUGGGUGAACCCUGAAGGUUUGGAUACUCCCUUCAUCCAGCUAGCUGGAUCAGACAAGAGAUGCCAAGGAGCGGUCCAGGUGUUGAUGGAGAACACGUGGCACCAUUUAUGUGAGACAGCUCUCAAUAGAGACUUAUCUGAACAGAUAUGCAGAAUGCAAAAUUGUGGGAAACCAAUCCUACCCAGCACUGGACAGGAAGUAAACGCCUCAUCUCCAUUCCUAAAUAUCACGUGUGGUGCAAUGGUGGAUAUAAGGAACUGCAGCUUCUCGCAGUUAGCAGAGGAUGAGUGUGAUGGAGCAGCCUUUCUAAACUGCACAGACCGUUCUGCCCUACGCCUCGCGGGAUCUAAUGGCCCCUGUGCUGGUCGUGUGGAGAUUUUCAUGGAUGGCGUCUGGGGCUCGGUGUGUCACAAUGGUUGGGAUGCCCUGGAUGCAGAGAUUACAUGUCAGCAGAUAAAUUGCGGCUCAGCUUUAUCAGCAUUAAGGGGGUCUUACUUUGGAAGCGGACCUCCACAAAUCCACCGAAAUGAGGUGGACUGCAAAGGUGGUGAGCACUUUCUAUGGGAAUGUGAAGAACAUGGAAAUCGAGACUGUUCAGCAGGAGAACAUGCGGGGGUCAUCUGUACAGAAUAUCGGGAUGUGCGACUCUCUGGAGGUGCAAACAACUGUUCAGGUCGGGUGGAAGUCUAUCUCCAUGGAGUGUGGGCAACUGUGUGUGAUAGUCACUGGUAUGAAGACGACUCUUCCAUGCUUUGUAAAUAUCUCGGAUGUGGACCCUUCCAGAAUCAAACAAGACAUGAACACUCACUUAGUACAUAUGCAGCUUUCCUGUGCUCUAAAGCAAAGUCCCUCUGGGACUGCUCCGUCUAUAUAAAUAAAGCCCACAUGUGCCACCAGUCUAAGGCUCUCGGGAUAACAUGUCAAGCAGGUGCCAUUAUAGACUCUAGUGUGACCAGAUCCAAGACACCUGGAACCAGCGACCACGCUGCCCCAG
Messenger RNA from Bufo gargarizans (Asiatic toad), 1105 nucleotides. Its product is annotated as T-cell differentiation antigen CD6-like. The transcript has 5 exons. Gene Ontology annotation, cellular component: membrane. The annotation marks the transcript as partial. Lineage: Eukaryota; Metazoa; Chordata; Amphibia; Anura; Bufonidae. The record is from RefSeq and is a predicted model, not a curated record.